Molecule: messenger RNA, 1668 nt
Organism: Toxorhynchites rutilus septentrionalis
Lineage: Eukaryota; Metazoa; Arthropoda; Insecta; Diptera; Culicidae
Product: hydroxylysine kinase
Exons: 4
Coding region: 273-1472 (399 amino acids)
Molecular function (GO): amino acid kinase activity
Source: RefSeq, a predicted model, not a curated record
AAUAAAUUUAGCGGAGCAUUGUAUUCGUGUUUGUAUACGUCUUGUUGCACUCUUCUUCCAGUCCAUGUUGAUUUCAAAACUCAAUUUACAUUCCAUCUUUGGUUCAAUCAAAAGUGAAGCAAGCACAAACAACCCUCACCGACCCAUCAGUGCAGUCAGUGGGCAAAUCGUUUGGAUGUUUCGCGGCGUACUUCUAUGGUCGUACCGCGAUAGCUUCUGCUUAAUCGUGUUUUACACUGCCUCGAAGCAGGAGGCAUCCUCACGGUUGCAGCAUGGAGAUGAAAACAUUGCACAAUAAGCGCUCCUCGCUCGUCAAGACUGAGCUGCCUGAAAAUGGUUCGGACGAAAAUGGUUACAAAGGUGAAAGUGGACCGGAAACGCUGAAGCCAGGCUCGAAGAUUCGACCCAUCGUGACCGAGGAAGGUGUUCGGAAGCUGGCGGAGCGACUCUAUGGGAUCAUUGUGCUGGAGAUGUGCGAACUGGACUCGUACGAUGAUAAGAACUUCCUCAUUCAGGCUGACAGACAUAUCAAGAACCCAAUUCUCAAAACGGUCAGCCCCAAUGGUUAUGUGCUCAAAAUCGCCAACACGUUGGACUCCAAGGAUGAGAGCUUCUUCGAUGCACAGUCGGAGGUUAUGAUGCUGCUGGACAAACGAAACAUUAGCUGCCCUCGGCCAGUGCAAAAUAUCUUUGGGAAGUAUCAUUCGGUUGAAACACUCGGCGAAAGCAAGCAUGUGGUUCGGUUGCUCGAAUACAUUCCCGGGAAGGAGUUCCACGGGGUGCCCCAUCCGGAUCAUAUGUUCUAUCAGGCGGGAAUGUUCAUCGCCAGAGUGGAUGCUGCUUUGAAGAAUUUCACACACGAGGGUAUCCUCAAGCGUAAAUCCAUCUGGAUGUUGGAUAAUUUCCUGCAGCUGAAGGACUUCCUGUAUGUGGUGAAAGAUGAACAGCACAAAGAUAUGAUUGAGUCUAUUCUGGAGGCCUACGAAAAACGCAUUGUUCCCAACCUUGACCAAUUCGAGCGUGGCGUUAUCUAUGGAGAUUUCAACGAGCACAACAUCAUCGUUAGCCGAAAGGAGGAUAAUCCCAAAGAGUACAAUAUCGCCGGCAUAAUUGACUUCGGUGAUGUUUGCUAUUCAUUGUACGUGUUUGAGCUUGCAAUCGCGAUGACUUACAUGAUGCUCGAAGCGAAUGAUCUGGACACUGGUGGGCUGGUGAUUGCCGGAUACAAUAUGCUACGAAUGGUUCCGCAGCAUGAGAAGGACGUUCUCAGGGUUGCAAUCGCUGCUCGGCUUAGCCAGAGUUUGGUUCUGGGGCUGUAUACCGCUACGGUCGAUGAGAACAAUCAGUACAUUCUGUCCACACAGGCCCGCGGUUGGACUUUGCUCGAAGAUCUGUGGCGCGAGGAGGAUAAGGCGAUGCUGGAGCGGUGGGAUAAAGUGGCCGAUGAGUAUCUGACUCGGAGUGAGAAAUAAUGCGAUGAGGACACGUACAGAUUUCCAAAUAUAUGCUGAAACAAAAUGCCUUUUUUAAAGCAAAAUAAUGUAGAAAAUGGAUGCAAUUACCACAGCUUUAACAAUAUAAGUGUAUACGGUCAAUUAGUCAGUGAACGGCAAGCUAUUUUUACGUAUUUAGUGUGUAGUUAAGUGAAUAUACAAUUAUUUCUGAAAA